CUUCCUUUUAAAUACGCCCCUUAUCCAGUUUGCAAUCUCCAUUUUUCUUUUUGGUCAAGGAGUUGUGCUUUUUCUUGUGGCUUGGUGUUUGGCUUCCUUUCAGCUUUUUCUCCACAUUAAUUUAAUAUAAUGUCGGAUCUGGCUUCUCCUGCAAUCAUUCCUGCCAAGGAACCACCAAUUACGCACUUGCAACCCCCUGAGAUGCGUGCUUUGAUGAGCAUUUUGGUGAAUGUAUUGCGUCGUCGCAGGCAGCGUCAGGUAAUUUAUUGUCAAACUUCUUUGUAAAUUUAAAGGAUGUUUUAAUCAAAUUUACAUGUGUUGGACCAAUGUGAAAUAGCUUUCAUUUUGUAUGUUGUUUUUAGUUUGAAGCCAGGAGGCUUCACCGUUAUUGGGUUCACCCCAUAAAUCUGCUGCGUGACGACCGUGGUCAUAUUGUCAUCUUUAUGCUGAGAUCAGAAGUUUUCCGGAUAAAUUCUAUAACUUUGUCCGUAUGUCAAUGGAGGCAUUUGAUAAUCUUUUGUCCAUUGUUGGACCACAUCUUCAGCGUUCCCACACACAUUUGCGCAAAGCAAUCUCACCAAUGGAGCGUCUGUUGAUCACCUUGAGAUAUCUUGCGACUGGGGAGAGUUAUGCCUCGUUACAUUUGCAAUUCCGUGUUGGCAAAUCAACCCUCAGCGGUAUUGUGAAGGAAACAUGCACCAUGAUUUGGCAGUACAUGCAGCCAAUUUCGUUGCCCAGUCCAAACCAGGAGAGAUGGCUUCAGGCAGCAUCAGGAUUUCAGUCUGUAUCCUACUUUCCCAACUGCAUAGGCGCUGUCGACGGUAAGCAUAUUCGUGUACAGCAGCCACCGGGAUCAGGAUCACGCUUCUACAAUUAUAAAAAGUAUUUUUCUGUGGUCCUGAUGGUGGUGGCUGAUGUUCAGUACAAGUUUAUUGCUAUUGAAGUUGGCGCCUAUGGCAGUAGCGGGGACUCACGGAUGCUGAUGUAUUCAGAAUUUGGCCGUCAUGUCCUUCAAAAUCAAGUCAUUCUGCCUCCACCAAAGCCACUUCCUGGUACCAUGAAUCCACUUCCCUAUGUUUUCGUCUCUGAGGAAGUUUCCCACUUCUGCCGAACCUGAUGUGCCAAUACCCUCAAAGGGGAAUUGAUGACCGGAAGCGAGUGUUCAACCAGAGGCUUACCCGGGCACGGCGCUUCGUGGAGUGCAAAUUUGGGAUCAUGGCUGGGAAGUGGAGGAUCUUGAGCAUUGCUAUUCAGUUGGAUGUUGACACAGUAGACUCAGUCAUUAAAGCGACAUGUGUUCUCCACAACUAUAUUCUGGACUAUGCUAGCCCCGAUAUGGAAGAGGAGGAACAUGUGUCGUGGGGUGAGUCUGCUGGGUCAUGGG
Molecule: messenger RNA, 1384 nt
Organism: Hyla sarda
Lineage: Eukaryota; Metazoa; Chordata; Amphibia; Anura; Hylidae
Exons: 3
Coding region: 491-1117 (208 amino acids)
Source: RefSeq, a predicted model, not a curated record